GACUCCUCAUCGACCUAUCUGAAACCAUAAAAUCUCCUCUCUUGACGACUUGGCGUCAGGCGCCGGCGGGCUCCAUCCAUGGCUGGAUUCCCGUUUUUAGCCGGUAGUCACCUGCUUCUGAUGAAAUCGUCCCGUCAACGCGACCAAUCUCGCUCUGCUCCGUUGUUGCAGCCGCCGGGAACUGCAGCGAUCCAGGGGGACCGUUCCUUCCGCGGGAUGGAAGAAGGCCGGCGACCACGGCGGACCGCCGCCCAGAUAAAAUUUUGGUCAAUCUUCAUCAGGGGUUUUACACUCACAGGUGGCAUCGCAUGGGCGGUUUGGCUCUUGGUGGUGCGAUUUGUGUACCAGAAUCAAGAAUUGCAGGACAACUUUACAAUGAUACUUCUUUUGAUCCUUUCUCUCGUGCCGGCAGGAUUCUUUUGGUGCUUAACACAUGAAGAUAUGCAGACACCUACUCCGUCCUAGAUCAUAUCAGUGAUUAAUAAAAUUUGCGUUAUGAGGGGUAAAGCAUACAUUCAUUUUGUAUUGAAUCAUAUCCUAGAAAAUCUUGUAGUGAAUCGUUUGCAUACAGAACCUACAUUGUUCCAUUAUACUCCCUCCGUUCCUAAAUAUAAGUCUUUCUAAAGAUUUCACUAUGGACUA
Molecule: messenger RNA, 642 nt
Organism: Triticum aestivum (bread wheat)
Lineage: Eukaryota; Viridiplantae; Streptophyta; Magnoliopsida; Poales; Poaceae
Exons: 2
Coding region: 79-465 (128 amino acids)
Source: RefSeq, a predicted model, not a curated record